AUGGCCAGCUGUUCGCCGAUUGUGACUCGGGGCACUUCCGCGCCAACCAACGUGGACGCCCCCACCACCGCAGCUACCACCUUGAAUGGUGCUCGGACUUUGCCAGCUCUCAACUUUUGGAACGCCCUGUUGACUGCAAACAUGGCUGGGCUCAUUGGCCCUAAUGCGCUGGGUGCCGAAGCCUGGGACCUGCGCUCCUCGUAUGGCUUUUCCCUGAACCACCAGAACGAUGGCGUCUUCAAAUGGUUUAUCGAUCGCCUCUGCUCCGGUCAAUGGGAGCCCCAGAGCUUUGCCAUCCUCAAAGAGUAUGUGCGUGAGGAUAGUUUGGUUUUGGACAUUGGGGCCUGGCUUGGUCCUCUGGCCCUCUAUGCCCUGGCCGUGGCCCCCGGAUCUCGCGUGCUGGCCGUGGAGCCCGAUCCAGUGGCACGCCAACUUCUCGCGGAUAACCUACGCCUCAAUCGGGCCCUUCUCCAGGCAGACCAGCGUGUCACCGUCUGUGCACACGCCCUGGCCCAGACCUCAGGCACGGCAACCUUUGGCAAUGCCCAUUAUGGCUUUGGUGACUCCAUGUCCAAGCUUGGAGACGGGGAUCUGGUUGUGCCAACGCUCUCUUGGGAGCAAUUUGUACACCAAUAUCAAGUCGACCUCGAUGUGGUCAGCCUGAUCAAGAUGGAUAUCGAAGUGUCAGGUGGUGAAGAACACGUCGUGCCAGACAUGGCCUCGCAUAUAGCAGCACAUCGUGCCCAAGGCGGCCAAGUCCCUCCGCUGUACCUGAGCUUACACACCCCGAGCUACAGCUGUGGUGCCGAAACCACCCUCCAGCUCCUGCAACACAUCCUUCGCUGUUACGAUCAGCUCUUGCUGUUGGAGGCUCAGGUCGUGACCUCCAACAUUGACAAGUGUCGCUGUUUUGUUGAGAAGCACGGCCACGGCAGUGUCUUGUGCGUCGUGAGCCCAGACGCCAACCGUUGA
Messenger RNA from Monosiga brevicollis MX1, 972 nucleotides. RefSeq lists its product as uncharacterized. Lineage: Eukaryota; Choanoflagellata; Craspedida; Salpingoecidae. Bases 1 to 972 code for a protein of 323 amino acids. The record is from RefSeq and is a predicted model, not a curated record. The transcript is spliced from 4 exons.